Molecule: messenger RNA, 5628 nt
Organism: Ascoidea rubescens DSM 1968
Lineage: Eukaryota; Fungi; Ascomycota; Saccharomycetes; Ascoideales; Ascoideaceae
Exons: 2
Coding region: 336-5372 (1678 amino acids)
Cellular component (GO): eukaryotic translation initiation factor 4F complex
Molecular function (GO): translation initiation factor activity; mRNA binding; protein binding
Source: RefSeq, a predicted model, not a curated record
UCCAGCUGAAAAAGCCCAUCGCCAGACUCCGAAGACACCAGAAGAGUCUUCUCCUGCUUGUUUCGCGCUUUGCAAGAGAACUGGAACAGAAAGAGGUCCUCCACAGUUCCCACCACACACCAACUCUAUCCUGGAUCAAACCCAGCUUGUUUCAGCUAAUUUGCAACCUCCUCAGGUCUUUCACAACGAAGGUUUUCACCUGUGUCUGCUUUUCCUACACUUUGCAAGCUUCAACGUCGUUGCCAUCGUCAUCGUCUUUAUAAAUACUGCUUAUAGCAUACAUAUUCCUCUAUUAUAAUAUAACCUAUCUCUCUGCUGUUUCUACUGCCCAAAUAAUGAAUAAUCCUAAUUUCAACAUCGCCAACAUGAACAACCUCAACCAACAAAACAACAACAGGCGCUUCAAUCAUAACAGCCAUAACAACAACCACAAUAACUAUAAUCCUAACCCUAUUCCCUAUCCUAGCAUCAACCAGGUUCCUCAUGGCUAUCCUCCAGUCUAUGGAGCCUAUCCAAAUUCCUCUUUUUAUCCUUUACAAUACUCCCCUGCUGUCUUCAACCCCAAUCUAACCAAUAACAACAGUAACAACAACAGCAACAACAACAAUAGCAAUAAUAAUAACAACAGUCCUAAUAUCAAUAAUAACAAUCCCAAUAGCCCAAUUCCAGCCUCUGCUCUACCUUUACUGCCUCCCCAUCCUCAACAUCAGCAGCCCCACUUUACUCACAAGAAUAAACACUACAAUAAAAGAAACAACAAUAACAGUAACAGUAACAAUAACAACAAUAACAACAAUAACAACAAUAACAACAAUAACAACAAUAACAACAAUAACAACAAAAACAAAAACUACAAUGCUAUUCCCAACAAUAGCCAGAAUAUAAAUCAAAUCAAUCCUAAUCUCAACCCUACUCUUCCUAAUAUUCCAAACAUCCCAAAAAACUACAACAACUACAACAACAACUAUAACAAUCACUACAACAGCUACAACCAAAAUAGCAACGUAAAUAACAUAAAUAGUAACCCAAACAACUUUAACAAUUUGAACAGCAUAAAUAACUUGAAUAACAACCAAAAUAACAUAACCUACAACAACAACAAUAACAACAGCAACAACAACUAUUCAAAGAAUACUAAUAUUCCCUUUACAUCUCCUAAACCUCAAAAGAUCAUCAUCAGAACUCCUGAUGGCACCCCAGUCUCUCUAAAAAACCUCAAGUAUAAAAACUCCUCCUCAAAUCCUUCCUCUCAAAAUAACUCUCAAAACAACUCACAAAACAACUCCCGUAAUGCCUCUCAAAAUAAUUCUCGCAAUAACUCCCCCAUCGUCUCAAAUAAAAACUUGUUCAUCUCUUCCAACUCCAACUCAACAAAAUCCAUCCAAAAAUCUCCCUUGAAGAAAUCAAUCUCAAUCAAUCAACCCAACCCUGAUUCAAUUCAAACCCAACAAACUCUUCCCUCCAUUCCCAACACUACCAUUAAAAAAAACGAUGACGUUGUUCUGUUGUUUAAACAGCAAAUUAUCGAAAGAGCAAAAGCCGCCGAACUACAAAAAUCAAAGGCUCGCGAGACUUCAACUUCUCCAAAUGUCUCCACUAUGAUCAUCCCGAAAAUUCCCACAUCUUCAAAGAGUCCGAACCUUCCUACAGCUUCCAUUUCAUCUCCAACCCCAACCCCAACCCCAGCCCCAUCCUCAACUUCAACUCAAAAUCUAAAUUCAGAAUCAAUCAAAGAAAAGUUCAAAAAAGAAGUUCAAAAAAGAUCCCAUAGAGAUCAAAUUACUUCCACUUCCACCUCUCCUUUACCUGAUAAAAUUCAACCACAGUCUACUCAAAAAGUUAAAUCACUAGUUGAAAAGUUUGAAUCAAAAAAACCCACUUCAAUCCAAUUAGAUAAAGACCAAUCCGAAAAGUUUACUUCUCAAAAUAUCGUUCAAAGCUUAUCCGUCAAUGAACAAAUCAAAGAAAUCGCAAAGGAAAUCGCAAAAGAAUCUAAAGAAUCUAAAGUCUCCCAAAAAAUUGUCAGCGAUCAAUCUCAACUAGAUUCUCAAUUUACUUCAGAAAUUAAAAUUGAACCUGAAUUAAAACAAGUAUUUGACGCUGAAUCUAAUUCUCAAAGUACUUUAGAUAUCAAAAAAUCUGUAACUUCGCCCAAAAUCAAACACAAAACAGUCCAAGCUAAUCCUGUUAAACAAAAAGUGGACUCAAAGUUUAAACCCGAGAUUAAACCACUGAACAAAGAAGCUAAAUCAGAAGUUAAAUCAGAAGUUAAAAAAGAUGCUAAGUCAGAUGUUAAGUCAGAAAUUGUACCAGAGAUUAAAAAAGAUGUUAAAUCUCCAGCUAAACCUAUUGCUAAACCUGAAUUUACACCUAUUGCUCAACAAGAGAUCAAACUAGUAACCAAAUAUAUUGCCAAUUUAGAGACUGGACCAGAAGUUAAACCAAAAGCUAAGCCGGAAAUCAAAUCAGAAAUCAAGCCUGAAGUUAAGUUCGAAGCUAAGUCUGAAGUUAAGUCUGAGAUCAAACCAGAAAUCAAACUCACUUUUAAACCUGAAGUCAAACCUGAAGUCAAACCUGAAAUAAAAUCUGCAAUAAAACCUGAAGCUAAACCUGAAGCUAAACCUGAAGUCAAACCUGAAGUCAAACCCAAAGUCAAACCUGAAGUCAAACCUGAAGCUAAAUUAGAAAUCAAACUUAUCCCUAAACCAAAGAUUGAUCCUGAAGUCAAACCUAUUGCUAAAUCAGGGAUUAAACCUGAAGUCAAAUUUGAAGCUAAACCAGAUAUUAAUUUCCAAGUCAAACAUGAGGUUGAACCAUCUACUGAACUAGAAAUUAAGCCUGAAUUCAAACCAGAAGUUAAACCAGAAGUUAAACCAGAAGUUAAACCAGAAGUUAAACCAGAAGUUAAACCAGAAGUUAAACCAGAAACCAAAACAGAACUUAAAACAGAAGCUAAAUCAGAAAUUAAAUUACCUAUUAAACCAGAAAUCAAAAAAACUGAUACCACAACUCAAAAUCCAACCAUAUUCAAACCAGAAACUAAAUUACCUGAUUCCAGAGAUGUUGAAGUUAAAAAACCUGUAAUCGAAUCUAUAAUACCUCAGCUCAAACAAGAUGUGGUUGAUCAACCAACUAAAGUUGUCAACGAAUCUGAAAGAAAAAUUGAAUCUACUCAACAGGAUGUUUCUAAACCAACUGAGCAGUUUGCUCCUCAAAGGAAUAAUAAUGAGACUAACAUCAGUUUUGAUGUUGAAAAUCCUGAGGUUCAAAAACCACCUGAACAUCAAGAAAUUAUUAUUCAAAAAAGACAAAAUGUCUCUAAAUCUUCAAACUUUGGUUUGCCCUCGAAACCUGAAGUUCAAGCUGUCUCGACUGAUUUUUCGUUAUCAAAUCUAUUUGAUCAAAUUAAAAUUUCAAUUGCAAUUAAAAACCCUUUUGAAUUUAAUUAUCCUCCUGGUAUCAAUCCACCAAAAUCUGGAUUAUCAAAAGACAGAAAAAAGGUUUAUGAUCCUGGGUUUCUUUAUCAGUUCAAACCUUUAUUGAAACUAUAUGUUGAACCUGAUCUUAAAGAAAAAUAUUUCAGCAAAAUUGAUGUAAAUGUUAGAUCUAACUCUAGAAACUUCCAUCACAGUGGUGGUGGCGGAAAUAAUUAUGGGAAUAAUCGUUCUUUUGCAAGUAGAAAAGUUUCUUUUAAUAACUUUGGAACUGGCCAAUUCAAUCAAAGGAGCAAUAGUUUAAAGGUCAAUUUUGAUAUGCCCAAGCAAAAUCAAAAGUCUUCAAGAGUAAGCUCUAAAAGAAGAAACAAUAACAAAAGACCUAGUUAUUCCAACAUGAAUAUGAACCAAGGCUUCAACCAAAAUACAAAUCAAGGCUUUGAUCAAUCAUUCAACAACACCAAACCACCUAUGGAUUUGAAUCAAGGAGUUAAUAACUUUAACGAUAUCAAUCAAAGUAAUCUAAAAAUUAUUCAAGAGCAAAACAACCAGGUCCAAAAUGGUGCAAAGGCAACAGAAGUUAAAACUGAAACAGAAGUCAAACUUGUGGCACCAAAGGAAAAGAAAAAUGUAUGGGUUCCACGUUCUAGAAGAACAGUUGCACUCUCUCCAGAAGAAGAAAACAAAAUUCAAGUUAAAUCCUUAUUGAACAAGCUAACAUUAGAAAACUUCCAGAUCAUAACCGAUGAUUUAAUUGCAAUUGCCAACAAGUCGGUUGAUGAGGAAGACGCAAAAACUUUGAAAAACACCUUAGAAUUGACUUUUGCUAAAGCUACUGAUGAACCUCAUUGGUCUUCGAUGUACGCUCAAUUUUGUGCUAGAUUGUGCACAACAGUUAAUGAAGCUGUUUCUGACGCUGGACAGAUUGAUAAACACGGCAACGUAAUCUCUGGUGGUGCUUUAGUUAGAAGAUGUUUAUUGAAUAGGUGUCAAGUUGAGUAUGAGAAAGGUUGGGCAAAUAGCAUUCCAACCAAUUCAGAUGGAACUCCAAUGGAAAUUGAAAUGAUGUCUGAUGAGUACUACGUUGUUGCUGCUGCCAAAAGAAGAGGUUUAGGUUUAGUCAAAUUCAUUGGUGAAUUAUUUUGUUUGAAUCUUUUGUCUGAUAAAGUUAUAUUUACAAUCUUGCAAGACCAAUCGAAACCAGAAAACACUUCAGAAGAUGUUUUAGAAACUUUGGCGCAAUUAGUAAAGACAUCUGGACCCAUUUUAGAGGAGAGUAAAGGACGAGAGGUAUUGGAUUUGAUUUUCAAAAGGAUUGAGCUUAUUUCUCAAAACAGCUCGUUGCCUUCGAGAUCCAAGUUUAUGUUGUUGGAUUUGAUUGAUCUCAGAAAUAAUAAUUGGGUAUCGUUAGAAGGUAACAAGGGUCCAAAGACUAUUGCCGAAAUUCAUGCCGAUGAAGAAAGAAAGAGAAUGUUAGAAGAAAAUGAAAGACAAGAAAAAAGAAGGGGCAAUAGAAAUUUUACUGCUAAUGACAUGAAGCCUCCUUUUUCUGGUGGCCGUCAAAAUUCUGGAAGACAGAAUUCUGGUCGACAGAAUUCUAACAGACAAGGUGGUGGCAGACAAAAUUCAAAUCGUCAAACUUCUGGCUGGGGCACGAAUUUGGUUUCGAAAAACGAAAUCAAUAUUGUUGGUCGUUUUAGAAGUUUUGGAGCUAAUAGUGGAACUCUAGGUCCAAAGAACAAUUUCAGAGCCAAUAGACAGAAAUCCAAUAGUCCUGGCACUUUGUUACCAAAGGAAUCGUCUUCAGAAUCAUCUGAUACCAAAAAAGCUGAAGCCAAGGCCAAUGGAAAUAAUAUGUUCGAUAUACUAAAUUCCCAUGGUGAUGAAGACGAAGACGAUGAUGAUGAUGAAGAAGAAGAAGAAAAAGCUCAUCAUUGAUCUAGUUAAGAUGAAAUACAAACUCAAAUUCAAGUUCAAUGUGACACAUUGCAUUUAUUUUUACUAUUAUUUUUAUUGGUGAUACAAAAAGAUUCUCUAGCAUAUUUUUUUAUUGUUUCAUAUUUUAAAAAGCACUAUUAUUAAAAUCAAAGGAUACUUGUUUUCGUUUUGCGAUUUUAAAAUCUAAUUCUGCAUUCUAUUUUUUUAUGAAGAAAAUUCUAAUAUAAUUUGUUUCUCUUUGUUGUUUUAGUUGGAG